Porites lobata is the source of this 1072-nucleotide messenger RNA. NCBI's taxonomy places the organism in Eukaryota, Metazoa, Cnidaria, Anthozoa, Scleractinia, Poritidae. The record is from the annotation of a GenBank genome assembly.
AUGGGACGCGGGGGCGACUUUGCCGAUCUGUCCAUGUUUAAGCGUAGGAGUGUAUUCACUCGAACACAACUAGGUUCCUUGCUAUUAGAGGAUAUCCCAUUUCAGUUUUCCAUCUCUUCCCGAUGCCUUACCACCUUUAGGAAGUUAUGGAUCUGGGACAGGGUAUCUCAUCAGAGUUACAGCGUGUGCGUUUAGGGAAAGAUAGAGAAGUCAGUCUCAGACACCUGUACAAAAACAUUCCCUUGGUGGACCCCCUUGGACAGAUCUUCACUGAUCCACCGGCCUUCUUCUCUUAGGUUCAUUUUUCUCUUCGCCACUUUUAUUUGUCUCCCUUUUUCGUACCCAGCAUCCUGCGUCAAAAUCAGCCCCGAUAUAAAAUAUAUAUAAAAAGUGGAUGAAGGCCCAUUCUGCCGCUGCCGACAGUAACUGUGACAGCGUGUGCGUUACAGGUACAUUAUACUUAAUACUUUUGAAGAUGAUUAUUAAAAAAGUCUGACGAAAGAAUUGAGAUUUCAUCGUGUAAUUACUUUUCUGAUUCACUUCCAUACUUAAGUUAGUCUGUCUGUCUGUCUGUCGGUCAGGCAGUCACUCAGGCAGUCAGUCUGUCUGUCUGUCUGGAAUUAAAGAAACUUGUCUCCGUGCUGUAAUAAAGCGUGUGAUUGUUUGUUUUUCUAUCUGUCUGCGAUGUGGACUACUGUGACGUUGUUUGGGGUAAUUUAGAUCAGGCUCUUGCCACUAAAAUACAGAAAUUGCAAAAUCGUCCUGCACGCAUAACAAUCUUACGGGUUACAAUGUGCGUUCAGCGGAAAUAAGGAAACAAAUUAUCAAAACUGGACGUGAUUACAGUGGGUCUGUUUUCAAGAGCAAUCUCUAUGAUCACGAUGCGCCUUGUGCUGUGUGCUUUGUCAAGUCACGUGGUUCAAUGCUAAUGAUCCCAGCACAGAAUGACUGUCCAUCUGGAUGGACCGAGGAGUAUUAUGGGUACCUGAUGACUGCAUAUUACUAUCACGCGAACCAAAAGGAUUACCUCUGUGUUGACAAAGACCAAGAGUAUGUUCAUGACACUGAGUAA